AUGAAGGCCGGCGGAUCUUCACCACCGUCAGGAUCAUUGCCAUCGACAGCAGAACCAUGGCCAUUGUGGAGCCGUUUUGGCUCAAGCGCUUUUGCCCCGUUCGCUCCGCAAGCGCGCCGCCCCAGGCUCGUCCCGGCAGUGCCCUGGGCAGCCAUGGCUCUCUCGGCGUUCGCGGUGGCCCCGACGCAGCCGGCCGCGCCUGCCGGGCGUUUCCUCGCGCCUGCGGCGGAGGCUCGGGGCCGACCCGAGCCUUCGGGCGCGGAGUCCUCCGUGCACGCGGCGGUGGGCCCCGGCGUCGUCGGGCUCGCCGCGGCAGGGGGCGCGGCGGCGCUCGGCCUGCGGCGGAGCGGGCGAUCGAAGAGGUCCGGCGGGGCCCGCGGCGCCAGGGUCGUCGCGUGCGCCCGCGGCGGCGAGGCAGACCUGCGCGCGUGCAUCCCCCUGGAGGAGCUCCGCAACAGCGACGUGCCGAAGGUGGGCGGCAAGAGCGCGUCCCUGGGCGAGAUGAUCGGGGGGCUCGCGGACGCCGGCGUCCCGGUGCCCGGGGGCUUCUCCACGACGGCCCAGGCGUACAAGGAUUUCCUCCUGCAGGACGGCCUGGGCGAUAGGAUCAACGCGGCGCUCGAGGACGAGGCCAUCUACACCGACGUGACCAGGCUGCAGGAGGUGGGGAAGAAGGUGCGCCAGAUGGUCAUGGACCAGCCUCUGCAGGCCGAGUUCGAGGAAGAGCUGAAGAGGCAGUGGGAUCGCGUCUCGCAGGGGAACGAGGGCUUCCAGGUCGCCGUGCGCUCCUCCGCCACCGCGGAGGACCUCCCUGACGCGUCGUUCGCCGGCCAGCAGGAAACGUACCUGAACGUGUCUGGGUACGAAAACUUGAAGGAGAAGGUGCACCAGUGCUACGCCUCCCUCUUCACAGAUCGCGCCAUCUCCUAUCGCCACGACAAGGGCUUCGACCAUAGGACGGUGCAGCUGUGCGCGUGUGUGCAGAAGAUGGUCCGCAGCGAGACGGCGUCCGCGGGCGUGAUGUUCACCCUCGACACCGAGUCUGGUUUCACGGACGUCGUCUUCGUCACCUCGGCUUGGGGCCUCGGGGAGACCGUGGUCGGUGGGACCGUCAACCCCGACGAGUUCUACGUCUUCAAGCCGACGCUGCAGGAGGGCAAGAACGCAGUGGUGUCCAAGACAAUGGGCUCCAAGCUCGUCAAGAUGGUCUACGCCAAAGAGGGCGGCAGCGAGACCAUCGACACCACCGCGGAGGAGCGACGCACCUGGUCUGUCACGGACGAGGAGGUCACGCAGUUGGCCCAGAUCGCCAUGAAGAUCGAGAAGCACUACGGCAGGCCCAUGGACAUCGAGUGGUGCAAGGACGCCGACGACGGCCUGCUCUACGUCGUCCAGGCCCGCCCAGAGACGGUGGCAUCGCGCCAGAAGAAGAACGUGCUCGAGACAUACUCCAUGGAGGAGCGCGGCGCGGUCUUGUGCGAGGGACGAGCAGUCGGCGGCCGCAUCGGCAGCGGUAAGGUCAACAUGCUGACCAGCCUGGACGCCAUGGCUGACUUCAAGGCUGGAGACGUGCUCGUUGCCGACAUGACCGACCCCGACUGGGAGCCAGUGAUGAGCAAGGCCUCCGCGAUCAUCACCAACCGCGGCGGUCGCACCUGCCACGCGGCCAUCAUUGCCCGCGAGCUCGGCAUCCCUGCCAUCGUCGGCAGUGGCGACGCCACGGAGAAGGUUAAGAAUGGUGACAUGGUGACCGUUUCCUGCGCGGAGGGAGACACUGGCUUCGUGUACGAGGGGGAGCUCAAGUUCAAGAAGGAUGUCAAAGAUUUGGAUACGCUCCCCGAGAUUGGCUUCAAGAUUAUGAUGAACGUGGGCAACCCCUCAGCCGCCUUCGAGUUCGGGCAGAUCCCUAACGAGGGCAUCGGACUUGCCCGAUUGGAGUUUGUAAUCAACAACGCGAUCGGCAUCCACCCGAAGGCGCUGCUCAAUUACGACACCAUCGACCCCGAGACGAAGGCCAUCAUCGACGGGAAGAUCAAGGGGUACGAGUCGCCCGUGGAGUUCUACGUCUCGAAGAUCGCGGAGGGCGUGGCGACCCUGGCAGCCUCCGUGUACCCGAAGCGCAUCAUCGUGCGCCUCUCGGACUUCAAGUCGAACGAGUACAAGUCCCUGGUGGGAGGGGAGGCCUACGAGCCCGACGAGGAGAACCCGAUGAUCGGCUUCCGCGGUUGCGGACGCUACGCGGACCCCGCGUUCGAGGAGUGUUUCGCGCUGGAGCUCAAGGCGAUGAAGAGGGUGCGCGAAGAUAUGGGCAUGACGAAUGUGGAGCUGAUGAUCCCUUUCGUGCGCACGUUGGACAUGGCGGCGGACGUGCUCGACAUCCUGAAGAAGAACGGCCUGGAGCGCGGCGCCAACGGUCUGAAGGUGAACAUGAUGGCCGAAUUGCCCUCGAAUGUCUUCCUCGCCGAGGAGUUCUUGGAGUACUUCGACGGCUUUUCCAUCGGCAGCAACGACCUCACGCAGCUGACCCUCGGGCUGGACCGCGACUCGGGCCUGGUUGCCCAGUACUUCGACGAGGAGAACCCGGCGGUGCUGAAGAGCCUGUCGAUGCUUAUCCAGGCCGCCAAGAAGAAGGGCAAGUACGUGGGCAUUUGCGGCCAGGGCCCUUCCGACAAACCAGAGUUGGCCAAGUGGCUCAUGGACGAGGGUAUCGACUCGGUGUCCCUGAACCCUGACAGUGUCAUCCCGACCUGGCUGUACCUGGGUGGAGCGACCCCGGAGUGA
Prorocentrum cordatum is the source of this 2781-nucleotide messenger RNA. Lineage: Eukaryota; Dinophyceae; Prorocentrales; Prorocentraceae. The record is from the annotation of a GenBank genome assembly.